Molecule: messenger RNA, 681 nt
Organism: Alternaria burnsii
Lineage: Eukaryota; Fungi; Ascomycota; Dothideomycetes; Pleosporales; Pleosporaceae
Exons: 1
Coding region: 1-681 (226 amino acids)
Biological process (GO): iron-sulfur cluster assembly
Cellular component (GO): mitochondrion
Molecular function (GO): 4 iron, 4 sulfur cluster binding; 2 iron, 2 sulfur cluster binding; iron ion binding
Source: RefSeq, a predicted model, not a curated record
AUGGCGUCCUCUUCAACCAUGUGCACAUCUUGCCUGCGAAUAGCGAGGAGGACCAUGGCAAAAGGAUCCGCCCAUCCUGCAACUGCCGCGAUACAGUCCACGCGAGCGUACAGCAGAGUGUCCUCAGGCGCCACUUCGCAGUCGCCUUUCCUCGACUUUCUUGCGCCUUCAUCUCCACGCAGGGUGCUCAGAAAUAUUCCAGCACAGAUCUCCAUAUUCCCAAAACGACAACACAUACCACGACGGACUCUUGCCACAUCAUCCGACGCCUCCACCGCAAAGCCCGCGCAACCAAUCCAAAACCCCCGUACCGAUGAUUCCGGUAACCCAAUGUUGAUCUCUAUAGCACCCCGUGCAUCGAAUCGCCUCCAGAAGAUCUCUACAGGUGACAACAACCCAAACCUCGCGUUGCGCGUGAGCAUCGAGAGCGGCGGAUGUCACGGUUUCCAGUAUCUUAUGGACUUGACGGACUUAUCGAAAGACCCAGCGGCUGAGGAAGACACCAUAUUUGAGGGGGAAAGGGGCGAGAAGAUCGUCAUUGACGAGUCUAGCCUAGAGUUGCUGAAUGGAAGCACGGUGGAUUAUACAAUGGAGUUGAUAGGUAGCCAGUUCAAGAUUACGGGCAUACCGGGGGCGACGAGCAGUUGUGGGUGCGGGACAAGUUUUGACAUCAAGUUGUAA